This is a messenger RNA of Carcharodon carcharias (great white shark), 2112 nucleotides long. RefSeq names its product CDC23 (cell division cycle 23, yeast, homolog) (gene cdc23). Gene Ontology annotation, biological process: cell division. Gene Ontology annotation, molecular function: protein binding. The transcript has 16 exons. Lineage: Eukaryota; Metazoa; Chordata; Chondrichthyes; Lamniformes; Lamnidae. The record is from RefSeq and is a predicted model, not a curated record. Gene Ontology annotation, cellular component: anaphase-promoting complex. The coding region runs from base 308 to 1948 and encodes 546 amino acids.
GUUCAGGACCAACAGCAACAGGAGGCCAGGCCAGGGAGCAGCCACCGGCGUCGACACCGGCUGAAACAGCAUUACAAAUGCAACACAAUGUAUUAAAUGUAUAUUCGAUCUUUCUCACACUUCAAAGAUUAUAAACCUCACUCCCAAGCUCUUCACACGCUCUGUACUUUAGUCUGUUAUUCCCUGUUGUUAUCUACUCCCCAUUAAUGAUAUAAGGUAUAAAACACAUCUGUAUAUCAGCCUUCAACUCAAUCUGGAUCUGUCAGAGCAGCUUACACAGCCCUCAACUUGGUGCUGAUGUAUACAAAUGGACUGCAGGGCUUCAGAGUUGGCCUUCUCUCUGGACCCUCUUCCUAAAGACGAGCUGCCACCUGCCCCUACGCUAACAGAGGAAGACCUGGUGGAUUUGGAUGCCUACACUUUAGCCAAGUCAUAUUUUGACUUGAAGGAAUAUGACCGAGCAGCGUAUUUUCUCAAAGGCUGUCAGAGUCAGAAGGCUUAUUUCCUGUAUAUGUACUCCAGAUAUCUGUCUGGGGAGAAGAAGAAGGAUGACGAAACAGUGGACAGUUUGGGACCCUUGGAGAAAGGACAAGUGAAGAAUGAGUCUCUGAGGGAAUUGCGAGUUGAACUGAGCAAAAAACACAAAGCCAGGGAAUUGGAUGGAUUUGGAUUAUACUUGUACGGAGUAGUCCUGAGGAAACUGGACCUGGUUAAAGAAGCUAUUGACGUGUUUGUGGAAGCCACGCACAGUCUGCCUUUGCACUGGGGAGCUUGGCUCGAACUCUGCAACCUCAUUACCGACAAGGAGAUGCUCAAGCCCAUGGUGCUACCCAGUACAUGGAUGAAAGAGUUCUUCCUGGCUCACAUCUAUACGGAACUGCAGCUUAUUGAGGAGGCAUUGCAAAAAUAUCAGAACCUAAUUGAUGCUGGCUUCUCCAAAAGCACUUAUAUCAUCUCUCAAAUUGCUGUGGCUUAUCACAAUGUUCGAGACAUUGAUAGAGCUUUAACUCUUUUCAAUGAGUUACGAAAUCAGGACCCAUAUAGGAUAGAGAAUAUGGACACGUUAUCCAAUCUGCUGUAUGUUCGGAACAUGAAGCCUGAGCUAAGCUAUCUGGCUCAUAAUCUGUGUGAAAUUGACAAGUAUCGAGUAGAAACCUGCUGCGUGAUUGGCAAUUACUAUAGUUUAAGGUCUCAACACGAAAAAGCAGCCCUAUACUUCCAACGAGCAUUGAAGUUAAAUCCUCGCUACCUUGGUGCUUGGACACUAAUGGGUCAUGAGUAUAUGGAGAUGAAAAACAUAUCAGCAGCUAUUCAGGCCUACAGACAUGCCAUUGAGGUGAACAAACGAGAUUACAGGGCUUGGUAUGGACUGGGACAAACCUACGAGAUCCUCAAGAUGCCAUUUUACUGUUUGUAUUAUUACAGACGAGCCCAUCAGCUAAGACCCAAUGACUCUCGAAUGCUCAUUGCCUUGGGUGAAUGUUAUGAAAAGCUGAAUCAGCUGUCUGAAGCUAAGAAGUGUUACUGGAGAGCAUUUUCUGUUGGUGAUGUUGAGAAAAUGGCUUUGGUGAAACUAGCAAAAAUUCAUGAGCAGUUAGGUGAAUCAGAUCAAGCAGCACAGUGCUACAUCAAAUAUGUCCAAGAUAUCUGUGACUGUGGGGAGAUUCUGGAGCAUCAUGAAACAAGCACUGCAUUUCGAGCGCUGGCACAGUAUUAUUUUAAGUGUAAACGGUGGGAUGAGGCAUCAGUCUGCGCACAGAAGUGUUGUGAUUACAAUGAUACUAGAGAAGAAGGAAAAGCUUUGCUUAGACAGAUUUCACAGCUUCGUAGCCAGGGUGACGUGACACCAACACCCAUAGCUGCCGAUGUAUCACGGACAUUUGUCCCUGGAGUCAACACUCCCUCUGCAAAACUGCCACCACUCAACUUAUCUUCCAUCACACCAUGAAAAUGCCAGUGCUGUUAUCUGAAACCAACAUAACACACUAUUGAUUCUGUUCCCAUUACAACCUCAGUAGCUGUUGGUAACUCAGUUGAUAAUAGUUGGAUUUUGUAUUUCAUGGGAAGCAUAAUAUCUGCAUGUGUAAAUAUUAAAUAUGUUUAUAAAAAGUG